UCCGGUGUGAACGGUGCGUCCCGGUAUGAGCUGAGGGCUGAGCGGGGAGGUGGGCCGAGCCGCCGGGAGGAGGAGGAGGAAGACCCGGUCCGGCCUCCUUCUCCGACUCCGAAGACUUCGGGAAACUUUUCUACCGACUUCCUUCCAUGUUUCCGUGAAAACGGUCCGCGGUUCGUCCACACAGCAAGGCCGCCGGGCCGCAGCGAGCCGCGGGGAGGACCGACGGCGGCAUGUCGGAGGGAACCGGAGCCGUCUGGACGUGAGCGGUCGGCGGGGAGGAACCUCCAAGGAGCCCCGCUGCUGAGGAAGAUGGAGGAGGAGAAAGAGACGUCUGAGGAGAAGGAGGAAGAGGAGGAGCAGCUUCAUCAUCACAUGGCGGCGUCCUCCGUGGACCAGCAGGACCUUCCCAUCAUGCACUGGGAGGACCUGAGCCAGCGGAUUGCUGAGCUGGAGAAACAGGAGCAGGAGAGGACCAAGAGGGUGACGGGGGUGAGGACGGAGGACGAGGAGGACGACUUCAGGAGGUGUCGAGUCGCCGUCGUCACGUCACGGUUUUCCAGCCACAGAAACCUUCAGCUGUGUUUCAUCAACAACAGCGACAGCGACGAGGACGAUGAAGGACGUGAAAAGAAGGUUGCCGUGGGAACGAGACACAACGGUUGCCAUGCCGCUGGGCUGAAACAGGAAGUGGCCACGGCUCUGAGGACGCUGAGAGACGAGCUGCUGGCCGAGCAGAAGCAGCAGGAGCAUCUGGCCGGCAGCAGCUGCGUCUCCCAGAGGAAACAUCUGGAGCGUUGGGAGCUGCAGCAGCGUUCGGUUCAGCAGCUCUGCAGCCUGAAGGCUUCACUCCAACGCGAUGUUCAUGCUCUGAGCUCGGAGCUGGUGGCCCACUUGCUGGUCCGAGACCAGCUGAGGACGAAGCAGGACGCAAUGCUGCUGGACGUCCAGGACCUGACCUAGCCAGAGGUCCACCACCGGGACCAGAUCAGGACCAGAUCAGGACUCGUUCAGUCCAUCAAGUCAGAAUUCAGGAAACAUGUUGCUGCAACGUCUCCGUUCAGAGUUUAUCUAAAGUUUUUCUCUGGGACCCAAAGCUAAGGUCUGUAUAAACAUUUUUGGCUGCGUUCUGAGAGUUUAUUCAUUUUCAGACUCACCUAAGGGAGUCAUUUAAGGGUCAAUAUCUCCAGACGUUUAACCUCCACAGUCAAGAAGUUUGGUGAAGACUCAGAUAGCAAUUGAAAGUGGUCUAGUGUCUCCAUAAAGUUCCUGUAAGUGUAUAUCUAUGGAUGGAUCCAUAUUUCCACUAAAAUACAGUCUUUGGUCCACAUUUCACCAACUGUUGAGGCUCUAGCAUCCGUAGAAUCCGAUGUGUGGAAAGUAUGGCAAGAAAACUCUGGCUAUUAUGACUUGAAACUUGCCCAGAAUUAUUCGAAAUCAGUCCAAAAUAAUUUAAAAUUUGUCCACAAUGAUUAAAAGUUAGUCCAGAAUGACCCCAGAGUUACCUCUAACCUGUCUAAAAUUAGUUAAAAUUUGUUCAAAAUUACUUUAAACUUGUCUAAAAUUGCUCAAAAUGGUCCAAAAUGACAGUUAUAAAAAAAUUAUUGCCCCUUAAAAUGGAAAAAAGUGGACAAUUUGCAAUCCAGGUUGGUCCAGUGUCUCCAUAAAGUUCCUGUCUGUCUCUAUCUAUGGAUGGAUCCAUAUUUCUGAUAAAAUCCAGUCUUUGGUCGACAUUUCACCAACUGCUGAGGCUCUAACAUCAGUAGAAUCUCAAGAUGUUGGUGUUCAUAGAGGUCUAGAUGUUUAUAGAGGUCUAGAUGUUCAUAAAGAUCUAGAUGAUGGUGUUCAUAGAGGUCUAGAUGUUCAUAGAGGUCUAGAUGUUCAUAGAGGUCUAGAUGUUCAUAGAGAUCUAGAUGUUCAUAGAGAUCUAGAUGUUCAUAGAGGUCUAGAUGUUCAGAGAGGUCUAGAUGUUGGCGUUCAUAGAGGUCAACUUUAGGUCUUAAAGGUCUAAAUUCUCAAAAGCUGCUUCAGCGUCUCUGUUGGUGUUGAUGUCUGGUGCAUUAGUUGAAGCUGAAUGGAGACAGGCUGCACAGUGGCCUAGUGGUUAGCACUUUUGCCUUUAGCAAGAAGAUCCCGGUUCAAAUCCUGGCCUGGGAUCUUUCUGCAUGUAGUCUGCAUGUUCUCCCUGUGCAUGCGUGGGUUUUCUCCGGGUACUCCGGCUUCCUCCCACAGUCCAAAAACAUGCUGAGGUUAAUUGGUUACUCUAAAUUGUCCGUAGGUGUGAAUGUGAGUGUGAUUGUGUGUCUGUAUAUGUAGCCCUGUGACAGACUGGUGACCUGUCCAGGGUGUCCCCUGCCUUCACCCGAGUCAGCUGGGAUAGACUCCAGCACCCCCCAUGACCCGAGUGAGGAUAAAGCGGUAUAUAGAGGAUGGAUGGAUGGAGAUGGAACCUGAACUGUUGACACCAUCAGAUGGAGACACUUAAACUUAGUUUUGGGUUCCAGAUAAUAAAUAAGAUAAACUCUGAACUAAACAUUGGAUUGAUCCGACUGAAGAAUCAGCAGAAGUUCAGAGACGGAGACACAACUGGAUAUUCGGGUUUAAAAGAAAAGUUCCUUGAGAAGAAUUCAUGGACUUCAAGCAGCAGGAAGAAGAAGAACAAUCAGCUCUCAGAUCCUUAAUCUGACUCAGGAUCUGGUCUUCAGGUUCAUGAUCAGCAGAAAAAGGGUUUCAGCACAUAUUUACGGACUCUUCAGAGAGGAAGGAGCUGUUUCCGCUCGGCUUUGGAUAUUUUUUCGCUCACAGUAACCAUGAACUGAGGAGGUUUUCAUACUUUUACAAUCUCCAGCUUCAAUCUCAUUACCUAACAAUCAUGAGUUGGAAAGAAAUGAAAGCUGUGAAAUUAUUUUUCUUUUAACGCCAGCGAGAUGGAAACACAUUUUUAAGACGUUUAAAAUUAAACCAAAACUUUAAAAUCCUCUACAGGAGAAAUAAUAAACCAUGAGGUUUUCACUGAACGUUCAAUCACUGAAUCUUUAGAUUAGAUUUAGUUCAUUAAUUCAUCAGAAAUCGUGUUUCUUUUCUUUUAUCUGACCGACAGACUAAAACCCUGAAAUGAAGAUGAACAUUAAAUCCUCAAACUAAACAGGAAGUCAGAAAAAAUCUGUUAAUUUUCAUUCAGAAUCAGUUUGUUUGGAACAUUUCUGCUACUGUUCAAAGUCUUAGAAACUAAAUUUAGACGUUAAAUGCAUCCUGAAAAUAUAAGCAUGAGCAGAAAAGUAUAAAAUUAAAAAAUGUCCGUCAUACAGGAACGUUUAUCAGAAAUAAAGUUUACUUUUAGGAGGCAGUUUGAACAGAUUUCAGUCAUUUAAAUCCAGCUAUAAAACAAUCAGUUUUUCAGAGACAAUCAUCUGAUCGAUGGUGGAACAUUUUUCCUGAACGUCGUGUUUGAGCAAUUUAAGUUAAUUCCACCUUAAGAUUUUAUAAAUAUUCAUUUGCUUCAUUCUGCGUCUUUUUCACUUGUUUGACGAAGAACAUUGUUUCGAAGUCGAUGAAUCUAUGAGUUAUUUGGUCUAAAAAUACCAGAAAAAUGGUGAAAAAUAUCCUUCAGUUUGGUCCAAAACCUAAAAUAUCCAGUUCACCUUCAUAAAGGAGGAAAGAAAGCAGAAAAUAUUCACGUUUAAGAAGCUGCAAUAACAGAAUUUAACCUCUUCUUUUGGUUCCACCUUAAAUUCUGCUAAAUCUUUGAGUUUUCGACCAACGAACGAACAAAAGGCUCAAUUGAAGACUUCAUAAUUAUUUUAAUCCGCUGUGUUUUUAAAAUAAAUUACCAAAAUGAUCAUUUAUCCGUCAGAAACAAACAGAAUCUUCAGAUUUCCAACGGCCAUUGAACACAUCAUAGGGUUCCAUUGGGGAAAAAUGUUUAAAAAUUGCCAAAAUAAAGCGUUUCACCAACACGGAUUCCAUGAAAAACUAAAAUGUUAUGAUUCUCAACACAACUGAGACCCAGCGACCAACUCAGCUGAGACCGACGGUAACGUGAGAAAAAUUCUGAGUGUUUAGACGUUUUUUUUUUCCAUAAAAAGUUCUCAAACUAAUUAAUGAGAUCUGAAAACAGCUGAGAAUAAUGAGUCAGUGUCAGACAUUUGACCUCCACCGUUUGGAGAAGCAGAAGAGUUCAGAGUUCGUGGAGUUUAUGGACUGAUGGGUUUUUAUCUGCUCCAGAUUCAGACGUAAAUAUUUCACACGAUGCAGAAACGUUUUCAGGAAAUCUUCAACCAGAGGAAGGUGGAUUUAAAGAAGAUCUUCAUGAUAAAGUUUAAUUUGAAUGCAGGAAACAAAUGUAAAGAGGAUUUUCUCAGGUAGAAGCAGCAGCAGUUUGUCAGAACGUUCAGAUCUGAAGGUUUUUCCACUUUAACACUAAACUGUUAUUUUUUUCUAUAAAUCGUGUUUUUGCUGAACGAUGAGACAAAUCUAAUGAACUAAAAGGGAUUCAGCUGUUUGGACUCUAACUUAUCUAAUUUAAGUUUUAUUGUUUUUUAUUUUAUUAUUUUGCUUGAUGUCAAAGGGAACAUUACAACCAGAAAUCUGGAUGUUUUCAUGUUUUAUUCUGAAAAGCUGAAGAGGAAUCUCACCAAAACUCAUUUCCUCAAAACUAGAAUAAAAUUUUAAAAAAUGGCGUUUGCUUUUUAGUUUAAAAACAGCAACACUAACUUUAUAUUAAUCUAUAAUGUUACACAAAUGCAUUGAAAGAACAGAGUUCUGGUGGUGUUCCUCUUUAUCUCCAGGUCCAGUCAGACGUUCUGAAUGUUUACCCUGAAUUCAAAGGGAAUAAUCCACUGAAUGAAGAUGUUUAAGGUUCGUUAACUCCACCUGCGUACUUUAAUUAACUCCCUGGACAUUUUUAAGGUGGUUUAAAAUUUUCUGAGAUGAGAAGCUGAAUGUUAUUUACAUGGAAACACUAAAAGGGAAACUUUUUUAUUCACAUAGAAAUAUUUAAAGUCACUGAAAUGUGGUUUUGGGAAACGUUGAGGGAGAUUUACUAAAGAGACAACGAAGGAGAGUCGAGUUUUUAAUUUCACUGUGACUUUAAGAGUAUUUAGAGAUGUAUUUUAAAAUGUAAAUAAAAUAAAUUACAAAUGUAAAUGCAAACAUUAAUUCUAAAAUAUAUGUUGAGAUGCAAAAA
Acanthochromis polyacanthus (spiny chromis) is the source of this 5182-nucleotide messenger RNA. RefSeq names its product schwannomin-interacting protein 1. Lineage: Eukaryota; Metazoa; Chordata; Actinopteri; Pomacentridae. The transcript is spliced from 7 exons. Gene Ontology annotation, biological process: positive regulation of hippo signaling. The coding region runs from base 310 to 960 and encodes 216 amino acids. Gene Ontology annotation, cellular component: cell junction; plasma membrane. The record is from RefSeq and is a predicted model, not a curated record.